Saccharomyces eubayanus is the source of this 2112-nucleotide messenger RNA. It is a transcript of the gene PLB2, whose product is annotated as lysophospholipase. The transcript has a single exon. Gene Ontology annotation, biological process: glycerophospholipid catabolic process. Gene Ontology annotation, molecular function: A2-type glycerophospholipase activity. Lineage: Eukaryota; Fungi; Ascomycota; Saccharomycetes; Saccharomycetales; Saccharomycetaceae. The record is from RefSeq and is a predicted model, not a curated record. The coding region runs from base 1 to 2112 and encodes 703 amino acids. Gene Ontology annotation, cellular component: plasma membrane; intracellular membrane-bounded organelle; extracellular region.
AUGCAAUUACAGAAUAUAUUACUAGCUACCUCGCUAGUGUCUGGACUCUCUCUCGCUGCAGACUCGUCGUCAAGCAUAGGUGGUGGUUACGCUCCAUCAAAAAUUUCUUGUCCCGAUGAUGGCGCUUCUUUAGUGAGAAAUGCCUCUGGUUUGUCUACUGAUGAAACCGAAUGGUUGAAGAAAAGAGACGUAUACACCAAGGAGGCCUUACAUUCUUUCUUGGAUAGGGCCACUUCCAACUUCAGUGACAAUUCGUUGCUCUCCACUCUUUUCGGUAGUAAUUCCUCCAAUGUACCCAAGAUUGGUAUUGCAUGUUCAGGUGGUGGUUACCGUGCCAUGUUAGGUGGUGCUGGUAUGAUUGCUGCUAUGGACAACCGUACUGACGGUGCCAACGAGCACGGUCUUGGCGGGUUAUUACAAAGUGCCACUUACCUGUCAGGUCUAUCUGGUGGAAACUGGUUAACGGGUACUUUGGCCUGGAAUAACUGGACCUCUGUGCAGGAAAUUUUAGAUCAUAUAAGCGAAAGCGAUUCUAUUUGGAAUAUCACGAAAUCCAUCGUGAAUCCAGGUGGCUCUAACAUAACCUACACCAUUGAAAGGUGGGAAUCCAUUGCGCAAGAGGUACAGGCCAAGUCUGACGCUGGCUUUAACAUUUCUUUGUCAGAUUUGUGGGGCCGUGCUCUUUCUUACAACUUCUUCCCAAGCUUACCAAAUUCUGGUUCUGCCUUGACUUGGUCUUCUUUGAGGGAUAUCGACGUGUUCAAGAACGGUGAAAUGCCUUUACCAAUUACUGUUGCAGAUGGUAGAUACCCAGGCACCACCGUGAUAAACUUGAAUGCCACUCUUUUCGAAUUUACUCCAUUCGAAAUGGGUUCUUGGGAUCCUUCCUUGAACGCGUUUACCGAUGUUAAGUAUCUAGGUACUAAAGUUUCUAAUGGUAAGCCAGUUAACAAGGAUCAAUGUGUCUCCGGUUACGAUAAUGCUGGGUUUAUUAUUGCUACUUCUGCCAGUUUGUUCAACGAAUUUUCCUUGGAAGCUUCUACUUCAACAUACUAUACAAUAAUCAACAAUUUUGCUAACAGGUACGUCAACAAUUUAUCUCAAAGUGAUGAUGAUAUUGCUAUUUACGCACCAAAUCCAUUCAAGGACACUAAUUUUGUUGACCGUAAUUACACUUCCAGUAUUGUCGAUGCCGAUGAUUUGUUUUUAGUUGACGGUGGAGAAGAUGGUCAAAACUUGCCAUUAGUCCCACUAAUCAAGAAGGAACGUGACUUGGAUGUGGUCUUUGCUUUAGAUAUCUCAGACAAUACGGAUGAUAUGUGGCCAAGUGGCGUCUGUAUGACUUACACCUAUGAGCGCCAAUAUUCUAAACAAGGUAAGGGAAUGGCUUUUCCAUACGUUCCAGAUGUGAAUACUUUUGUUAACUUGGGUCUAACUGACAAGCCAACUUUCUUUGGUUGUGACGCACAAAAUUUAACGGACCUGGAGUACGUGCCACCUUUGGUCGUCUAUAUUCCUAACUCAAAACAUUCGUUUAAUGGUAACACGAGUACCCUGAAAAUGAACUACAACAUCACUGAGCGUCUUGGAAUGAUCAGAAACGGUUUUGAAGCUGCGACGAUGGGUAACUUUACCGACGACUCUGAAUUCUUGGGCUGUAUCGGUUGUGCUAUCAUUAGACGUAAGCAAGAAAGCUUGAAUGCUACCCUGCCAUCUGAAUGUACUAAAUGUUUUGCCGACUAUUGUUGGAAUGGCGAACUAAGCACAUCGACGAGUCCUGAAUUAUCCGGGAACAGUACAUAUGAAAACGGUGCAAUUGCAUCUGCGAUCUCUGAAGCUACUGAUGGUAUCCCUAUAACUGCUCUUUUAGGCUCCUCAAGUUCUGGGAACACCACUUCGAACUCAACAUCUGUUUCCUCUUCGAAUUCAGCAAAUUCAUUAAAUACCCUCUCGAGCUCAAACUCUUCAUCCUCCUCCUCCUCCUCCUCCUCAGUAGCUUCCUCUCAUGCCUCAACAGCAAGCAAAGCGAAUGGCGCCGCUAUUUCUUACGCAAACACUAGUACUCUAAUGAGUUUGUUGGGUGCUAUUACAGCUGUUUUUGGGUUGAUUUAG